GUUAACUCCGUCAGUUUUCUGAUGACGUGGCAAACGAAAGUGCUGACUGGACCAUUAAUUUAAUGACAUGCCAACUAAAUAAAAAAUUUAAAGUAAAAGAAUAAUAAUUUAACUCUCAUCCGAGCCUAACGCAGCCAAACAAACCUCCUCCUCGAGGCCCCAAAUCCUCCGCCACCGCCGUAGGUGAUGAGGGCAGCGCCAAUUUUUCCAUCCCUCCCAUCAGAAGCAUACCCAACAAGAAAUAACAACAGGAGCAACAGCUUCAAGCACCGCAACGUCAUGAUCAACACUCUGCUUCUGGCCGCCUGCCGUUUCGACUUCCAUUCCAAUCUCACAUCGUCUUCCUCCCCCUCCUCCGCCUCCACCGCGAAGAUCUUGUCACAGAGCUCGUUGGAUUUCCCCAAGCUGACACUGAGCCCAGUGAUUCCGUUGAAUCAAAGACCCGUUCUUCCAGAACAACAGCUUCUCGUCACCUGCCCCUCGUCGGGGGGGAAGUGCAGCAACGGCUCGUUGUCGCCGUUGGAGUAGGAAGACCAGACGAUUGCAGAAAAUGGAUUCUAUUUGCAUUCCUUGCUGAUGUAUAUGCUGAGAGAAUCCGAGCCUCAGCUGCUGGCUACUACGCUAGAGGCUGUGUUUUGAUUUCCCCAUCCUCGAUUACCGGAGGGUCGCCUUCUCCCGGUAAAUGUGAGAAGAGAUCCAACUCACCGGUGCCAGAGAAACGGCGCAAAUUAAUUACUCGUGGGGGCGGCAACUGUUGAGAAACGAAGGAAUUCGACGUAUGGAAAUGGAUUUGCCAUUGGGGAAUCUGGUACCACAAAUCGAAUGAACCUCCGAUUUCGAUGCGGGGUCCGAAUCGUACCUCGGGAAAUUCCACCAAGCACUUCUAGAGAUCCACCUGGAGGAAAGGGCGUUGGUCUGCCCGGAGACCGGUCGGAAAUUCUCGGUGAGCUCAGGGAUCCCCAAUAUGCUUUUCCACGAAGACGAGGUGUGAGCAAAAUCCCACGGCGGCGCCAAUGGAGUAGGGUUUGUUGGAAGCUUUUGUCUUUACUGUGUGGGUUUGUGAGGUUUGGAUUGCUUGAAUGGGUUUAGAGUUUGUUUUUGCAAUUCUCUGGAAAGCCCACGACGGAAGCAGCUCGUGAGUGCAGGGUGAUAAUUAAUUUUUAUUUAUUUUUGGUCCAGUCAGCAAUUCCGUUUGCCACAUCAUCAGGAAAACUAACAGAGUUAACGGACUUUAACGGAGACUAACGGCAGGUGACUAAUGGUGAAACGAUUCGUAAAGUUAGUGGCGAAUAAGAAAGAAAAGUAAUUCGA
Molecule: messenger RNA, 1311 nt
Organism: Linum trigynum
Lineage: Eukaryota; Viridiplantae; Streptophyta; Magnoliopsida; Malpighiales; Linaceae
Source: the annotation of a GenBank genome assembly